GCCCGCCCUUCCCGUCCGGCUCUUGGAGGCGUGGCCGUGCUGGCAAGAUGGCGGCGCCCGAGAAAAUGGUGUUUCUGGAGAAACUGAGCCACAAAAAGUACAGGGCCGCCCUGAAGAAGGAGAAACGAAAGAAACGUCGGCAGGAACUCGCUCGACUGAGAGACUCAGGACUCUCACAGAAGGAGGAGGAGGAGGCAGUGGCAGAUGCUUUUAUUGAAGAACAACAACGAGAAGAAGAGCGGCUGUUGGAGAGAGAGAGGCAAAAAUUACACGAGGAGUGGUUGCUGCGGGAGCAAAAGGCACAAGAAGAAUUCAGGAUAAAGAAGGAAAAGGAAGAGGCAGCUAGAAAACGGCAGGAAGAACAAGAGAGAAAGUUAAAGGAAGAAUGGGAAGAACAGCAGAGAAAAGAGAGAGAAGAAGAGCAGCAGAAGCUACAGGAGAAGAAAGAAAGAGAGGAAGCUGUGCAGAAGAUGCUGGAACAGGCUGAAAAUGAGUUGGAAAAUGGUGCCACAUGGCAAAACCCAGAACCACCCACGGAAUUAAGAAUAAUGGAGAAAGAUCGAGCUAAUUGUCCAUUCUACAGUAAAACAGGAGCUUGCAGAUUUGGAGAUAGAUGUUCACGUAAACACAAUUUCCCGGCGUCAAGUCCCACCCUUCUUAUUAAAAGCAUGUUUACAACGUUUGGGAUGGAGCAGUGCAGAAGGGACGACUAUGACCCCGAUGCAAGCCUGGAGUACAGCGAAGAGGAAACAUACCAGCAGUUCCUGGACUUCUAUGACGACGUGCUCCCCGAGUUCAGGAAUGUGGGGAAAGUGAUCCAGUUCAAGGUCAGCUGCAACUUGGAACCUCAUCUGAGGGGCAAUGUGUAUGUUCAGUAUCAAUCGGAAGAAGAAUGCCAAGCAGCCCUUUCUCUGUUUAAUGGACGGUGGUACGCAGGACGACAGCUCCAGUGCGAAUUCUGCCCAGUGACCCGAUGGAAAAUGGCAAUUUGUGGUUUGUUUGAAAUACAGCAGUGUCCAAGAGGGAAACACUGCAACUUUCUUCACGUGUUCAGAAAUCCCAACAAUGAAUUUUGGGAAGCGAAUCGAGACAUCUACCUGUCUCCGGACCGGACUGGCUCCUCCUUCGGUAAGAACUCGGAGAGGAGGGAGCGGCUGGGCCGCCACGAAGACUACUAUAGCAGGGCGCGCAGGAGGAGGAGCCCCGGGCCGGCCCACUCCUACAAGAGGAACGGGGAGGCCGAGAGGAAGAGGAGGAGCAGUCACGGGCGCGAGAAAUCUCACAAACACACGUCCAAAAGCCGGGAGAGGCACAGCUCCCGAAGCAGAGGAAGAAAAAGGGACCGCAGCCGGGGUCGGGGCAGCCGCAGCCACAGCCGCCGCAGCCGGAGUUGCAGCCAGAGCUCCUCCAGGUCCAGGAGCCGUGGCGGGAGGAGGUCGCGGAGCGGAGACCGAACUCUUCAGAGUCCCAAAUCCAAAUAAAUUUACUGUGUUCUUC
This is a messenger RNA of Hippopotamus amphibius kiboko, 1497 nucleotides long. RefSeq names its product zinc finger CCCH-type, RNA binding motif and serine/arginine rich 2 (gene ZRSR2). Gene Ontology annotation, biological process: mRNA splicing, via spliceosome. Lineage: Eukaryota; Metazoa; Chordata; Mammalia; Artiodactyla; Hippopotamidae. The record is from RefSeq and is a predicted model, not a curated record. Gene Ontology annotation, cellular component: spliceosomal complex; U2AF complex. Gene Ontology annotation, molecular function: pre-mRNA 3'-splice site binding; metal ion binding. Bases 48 to 1481 code for a protein of 477 amino acids. The transcript has 11 exons.